This is a messenger RNA of Protobothrops mucrosquamatus (brown spotted pit viper), 1243 nucleotides long. Its product is annotated as cyclin-L1-like. The transcript has 6 exons. Gene Ontology annotation, biological process: regulation of transcription by RNA polymerase II. NCBI's taxonomy places the organism in Eukaryota, Metazoa, Chordata, Lepidosauria, Squamata, Viperidae. Gene Ontology annotation, molecular function: cyclin-dependent protein serine/threonine kinase regulator activity. The coding region runs from base 289 to 1206 and encodes 305 amino acids. Gene Ontology annotation, cellular component: nucleus. The record is from RefSeq and is a predicted model, not a curated record.
GUAACUGUAACCUUGUAGCCGAGAGGAAAGUUAAAACGGGUUCUCGCUCCUAAAAACACCCAGAUCCAGUUGAUAACGUUCCAGAUUGGUGCUCUAGAUUGGUGCUCUUCUGCCAGAUGAAGCAGCUCGUUCCCUUUCCAUCCUGUCGGGGUUCACAGGGUUACCUAGCGGUAAAAAGUUAGCUCCAUUAGAUUGAAAAAGGAGGCUUAGUCCUGUAUAGGAAGUCGUUUGGGGCAAGUUAGCAACGCCCCCUGUUUCUUUCUUGUUCCCAAUUCCCUCAGGAAUUACAUGAACGACAGCCUGCGGACGGAUGUCUUUCUGAGAUACCAACCGGAGACUAUUGCGUGCGCCUGUAUUUACCUUGCUGCUCGGACUCUUCAGAUUCCGCUCCCAAAUCGUCCUCACUGGUUCCUUCUCUUUGGGGCUAUCGAGGAGGAAAUUCAGGAGAUCUGCCUGAAAAUUUUAAAACUCUACACAGUGAAGAAGGUUGACCUGGCCGUUCUGGAGAGCCGCGUUGAGCAGCGGAGGCUGGCCAUGGAAGAGGAGAAAGCUCAGGCCAAAGGCCUCGUGCCGGAUGGAACUCCCCAUCUGGCAGUGUCGGGUUUUUCUCCCGUCCCCAAACCAGAAUCUCCGAAAGAUACCAAAGGCAGCGUUAAGCCUUCCCCGUUGCUCGUGCAGGUGGUCAAAAAUGCAAAGCGGAAGACCGAAGGGAUGAAGCGAUUAAGGUCCAAAAGUCCGAUUAACGGCGUUCAGAAAGCGGGCCGCGAGAGCAGGAGUCGCAGUAGAAGCCGAGAGCAGAGCUAUUCUCGAUCCACUUCGCACUCGCCUUCUCCGAAAAAGAGGAAAAGCGAAAGCUAUUCCACCUCCAGCUGCUCCAAGUCGCACAGCCGUUCGAGGAGCCGCAGCGAUUCGCCUCCCCACCAGUUCGGCCACACCGCCUCCAGUUACCAAAGUUCCAAGAUGCGAAGCUACAAGAAGGACAAGGGGUACAAGUACGCCUCUCCCAAAGCCCGGCAGUCCCGCAGCCGCAGCUCCUCGAGAUCCCGCAGCCGUUCGCGGGAACGGGAGCGCCCCGAGCACACGGGCAAGUACCGGAAGAAGAGCCACUACUGCAGGGAUCAAAGGCCCGAGCGGCACCACCCCUACGACAGGCCGAGCCAUCGCUACGAGAGAGAUCCCCCCGGCCACAGCCGACACCGGAGAUGAAGUCAGACACAGCACGGCCAAAGCUCUCCCCCACCCC